Molecule: messenger RNA, 1473 nt
Organism: Phytophthora nicotianae INRA-310
Lineage: Eukaryota; Oomycota; Peronosporomycetes; Peronosporales; Peronosporaceae
Exons: 2
Coding region: 128-1204 (358 amino acids)
Source: RefSeq, a predicted model, not a curated record
GAAACUGAGUCAAAAGUGUACCUAUUGACACGGACACUGUGGGAGUUCUUUCGAUAAAAGACCCCGCCGACUUUCUUCCGACCGCGUUCAACACAUUUCUUCUCCGACCGGCACUUGGCAAGUCAGUAUGGUGCGCUUUCUGCAUGUUGUUGCCGCUUCUUCGGCGCUCUGGUCGACAGCGAUCUCUCUCGGAACGAACUACAACCAUGACGGCAAAACGACGUACUGCUGGCAUAUCGAUGAACCAGCCUCAAACGCCAAGCUGAGCGAGCUGGAUCGUACGCAGGAAUAUUCUGGCACCAACGGAUGCCCCGUUGCAAUGACGGUCUCGCUGGACGCGACGACGGUCGAGGUGAACACACCUGUGAACGUCACAUGGACAGUCGACGCCGAUUUUAAUAGCGGCAGCAACCUCGUGAAUAUGACGCAACUCGCUUACGGUCAGGAUAGCAGCGGGCGCACGGCACAGAUUGUACAUUCGAACGUUCACUCAUGCGUGUACCAGUCGGGCUGCGAUCCCUUUUACGACGGCGAGAAGCUCGAGGACAAGACCUCCAACCAAAUUGCGAACCUCACCGACAAUGCAGCCGACUUUAAGGACUCGGUGCAAUUCAGCAAAGCAGGACCAUGCUCUGUGCUUGCACACAUCAUUAUGCCCGAUACCAACUCGUCCAAGCAGUUCGCCUAUGCUGUAUACGUUGAGCUCACAGUAACCGAAGCCAAGGAAGAACAAACAACGGAAGCCCCAGCAACGACCACAAACGACGACGAUGGAGGAAUCUCGCAGGCUGCCAUUAUCGGAAUCAUUGUGGGCGGCGUUGUUGUCGUCGUUGCGCUCGUUGUGGUCGCCGUCGUGGCGCGGCGUCGGCAGGGUAACAACAACGUUGACAUGAGCAACUACAGCUAUCCUCCACCGCCCCCGUAUGAUGCAGCGUCAGAAUUGUACGCAGUGGACCCGAAGGAGAACAGGACUGGAUCCGAAGCUGGAACUGCCCGAGUAACAGGAUCGUGGAGCAUCCCAGCGAAUAGCCUCCCAGCUCGCAGUCUGGAUGGCACGAACGGCUCCAACGGAUCGCGGAGUUCUCACCCAGCGUCACAGGGCUACGCAGACCGUGAUGGAUACACGUCUUACGGUGCAGGCUACCGUCCUGUGGAUGCCGACGCCCAGCGACCGCGGCGAGUGGAUAGCGAUGUGGAAUUGUAAAGUUUGAUGCUUACGUUACAUGUGCCUGCCUGACUGCAGAGAUAGGUGAAAAAUAUUUGCGAAGAUGUUUGGGCAUGCCCCGUCGGAAUCUGGCAUAGUGGGGACUUGAAAUGGCAAUAAUAGCUUCCAACUUGCGUGGUUGCCAACAGUCGUUUGUGUAAGCCCCUGACGACGUUAUGGUUGAAUAUGAUCAUUUUUCCGACAUUACUAGAAGUUUGUAAAAAGUGUAGCAGCCAAUAGAAUUAAACUUGCCAAUUUUAAACUAAUCA